UUUAAUAGGCAGCCAAUGCAAGGAAGCCAAAAUGGGAGAGAUGUGAUCUCUGAUCUUGGUUCCUGUCAGAACAAAAAAAUGAAGCUGAUGCUGUGUUUACAUGGACAACAAGACCAGACAUACGAGAUACUGCUAUGGAGAUGUUGUAGAACAUGAAAUAAAAUGAUUUAGUGUUUAUUCUACCCACAGUGCACUUCAGAUGAUGCACAGGGCCUGUUUCAUCAGCAUGAAGUGCUUCAAAGUUGUCAGCCUCCAGUUUUUAUGAACAUUUAGGCAUUCUACCAUGUUUUGAAGGUUCAAAUAUGUUCAUAAUUAAAUAUUAGCUGCAGCUGCUAGUAUUUAUUAUGCGCUCAAAAAGAGAGAGUGUACAAAGCAAAUUAAAAGAUUUGAGUUUGUUGUGUUAGUCUUCUCCCUCUCAGUUAAAAUUGUAAUUCUAUCUUCAGCAACUCAUUCAUGGGGUAGGGGAGGGGGAGGAUGAGGGGAGGGUGGGAUGUCUGUCAGAUAAUGGAUGCAGAGGAAAGAGGAUGCUCCUCCUCCAAGCUUCAUAACUCAAACUCCCACCGCUCCAGUCUGACUGUGUGACACUGCUGAGCCUGAGUGUGUGUGUGUGUCAUGUGAUCUGUGUAGACAGCCCAGAGGGCCUCAAAGAUGACGACUGGCUGUGUGAGGUCAACCCUGGAGCCUGAACAUCGACUGAUGACACAGGAGAGCACACACUACCAGGAUAUGCUGGAGAACUUUGUGGAUGGGAAGUCAGAGAUGAAGGAUGAUGAUGAUGAGGAGGUCCUCUGCACAGACAGCCAGGCGGAAGACCAGCUGAAGAAACCUCGCAGAAAAGAUACACCUGUCCUCAACUCUCCUCCUCAUAUACCAGGAGUCAGACUGUUAAAGACAGAGAAGCAGAUGGUCCACUUAGAGGACGAGGAAAAGAAUGUGAAGGAUUAAAGCUUUCUUCAAUUUGUGUUUUGUUGUUAAUAAAUGCUUUACUGUUCAUGGUCUCAUUAAAAGAUGCUUUGACCAAACAUUA
Larimichthys crocea (large yellow croaker) is the source of this 1027-nucleotide messenger RNA. It is a transcript of the gene ppp1r17, whose product is annotated as protein phosphatase 1 regulatory subunit 17. The transcript is spliced from 4 exons. Bases 649 to 945 code for a protein of 98 amino acids. The record is from RefSeq and is a predicted model, not a curated record. Gene Ontology annotation, biological process: regulation of phosphatase activity. Lineage: Eukaryota; Metazoa; Chordata; Actinopteri; Sciaenidae. Gene Ontology annotation, molecular function: protein serine/threonine phosphatase inhibitor activity.